GAGAGAGAGAGAGAAAGUGAGUGAGUGAGUGAGACAACAAGAAUCGAUUACUAGAUACUAGAAGGUCUUCUAAGGAAAACACAGAGAGCUAACUCAGAGGGCUCAGAGUACCAUUACUGGCAAACACUCAGGCGACGAGGUGCUGGCAGUCUGCUCCUCCUCUUAAACUCCAGGAUGAUCGGGUGAUGAAUCACAGGUGCUUCAGUCAGCCCCUCCAGGUGUACAGCCUCUAACGCCAUCUGGUGGAUAAAGGAUGAAGCAGCAGGCGAACAGAGAAAACCCCCACAAAGAAAACCAAAAACCCGGUUCCCAACGCCACGAUUUACCAAAAUAAUAGCUAAAACAAUGUUGCUUUAAUUACGCUAUGACAUGUUUGUUUUUGACUGCUUUCUUUAUUGACCCUUUCACAAUUACGUCAUUUAAUCAUUCCAGGCGCCAUGAUGGAUGUGAGUAUUGAACUGAGCGAAUGAAGUUGUUUUCGCCAGUUUACUCAUGGCUUUUACGUGUUUUAAUUAGUCUGUGAACGUAACCUGGUUCGCCAUAAUGCAAUAUUUGGUAUCUUUCUAAUCACACUUACUUAUAAAGUAUAUGAACGUUAAUCUUCUUACUUUGUAAAAAGUGUUCGCUGCAAAUCCGCGGUUACACCGAGGGCUGGCGGUCAUGAUUGACGGCUGCUAUCCAUCCCAAAAGCUAUACAACAAAAUAACAAGUUAGGUUUUCAGCCCUGUCUGUAUGUGCAUUAAACCGCACCGCCAUUUUUACUGCGAAAUCAACUAAAUAGUCGCAAUAUUAGGCUACCUACCUUAUGUGCGUUUCUGGACAGAAUUUACGGGAGCUCACAGGUUGUUUUGACAGCCGCCAUGGCGGAGAGAGUGACGUCACGUGCAAAAGGUCAAUUCUAGUUUUUUUUAUUUUAUUUAUUUAUUUACAAAAAUUGCUCACUUCACGAUCUCUGGAAACGGUUAUAUCAACGGCAGACUUAAUUCGACUCGACCGUUAUACAUUUCGAAUGCUGCGUUUGUCCCUGAAUGCAAAUUGUGUUAGCGUUUAAAAAUAAGACGGUUAAACCACAAGUUAUGAAAGACAACCACAGUUGAACAGGUAACCGCAAAUUAAUUCAGCAAGUUACAAAAACUUUUCUAGCAGUGUGUCCUUUGUUGACUCGUGAAGAGAGUGAUUUUUCUCUUGCCUUCUUUCUUUCUUUCUUUUUUUUUUUAAGGCAGACCAAGUACACGCCAUGGCUCCGCUCCCCAGGAGGUAAAAGAAACACUGCGAUCCUUCCCACGUUGGGUGGAUUGAGAGCUGAAGCCUGCCCCACCUCCUCACCUCGCGGCUAACGCUUACACUUGGAAGAGAGAAAGUCUUUGAAAGCGGAGCAGAGGGAACGUGGACCCACUCCGUCGACCAGAACUACGGGCUUCAUGGAGGGAAGAUGAUACACCAGGUGAUUGACAGUUGUGUGUGUGAGAAUGAUUGUACCAAGAUGGAGGCCGUUUCCACGCAGAACCGUUGACUCCCAACACUACCCUUACCUCGGGCUGAAUGAGCGAAGCUUAGGAUGGAAGACCCGUCAACUGCUGCUCUAAGAAACUGUAGCAACACUCUCAGACUCCUUUACCUCGCCGCCUCUAAACACACCCCCUCUCCCACCAGACUGGCUGGCCAACCUCCAGGAUGUUCGUGAACUUGAGGCGCAUCCGAAAAUGCCAGUUGGUGCAGCUGAUGACAAGCUGCCUGCUGCUGUCGGUGGUAAUGAUCUGCUGGGAGCAGCUGGACUCAGCCGUCGUCAGCCACGUCAAGUCCUACUCCUUCCGCUACCUCAUCAACAGCUUCUACUACGUUAAUAGGAGCCUCACCAUUCCUCGCGAGCAGGCCAGAAGCUUCAGUGACUUCCCCUACGUGCUGGACCACCCCGACAAGUGCGCAGACAAGGACGUCCUCCUCCUCGUCUUCGUAAAAUCCUUCCCGGAGAACUUCGAGCGUCGAAACGCCAUCCGAACCACCUGGGGCGACGAGGGGUACAUCCAAAAUACCCUGGGCGUGACGGUCAAGGUCCUGUUCGCCUUGGGAACCGUUAGGAGGAAAAAGACCGAGCCUUUGUGGAGCAAUAAGAGCGACAGCGGCUUCCGGAGGAAGAUUGUCCACGAGGACGCCGUCUACGGCGACUUGAUCCAGAAGAACUUCAAGGACUCCUUCCACAACCUGACCCUCAAACUCAUCAUGCAGUACCACUGGAUGCACAGCCGCUGCGCCCACGCCCGCUUCUUCAUGACCACGGACGACGACGUCUUUGUCCACAUGCCCAACCUGGUGAGGUACCUGCAGGAGCUGAGCAGCAAGGGGGUCACCGACUUCUGGACGGGGAGAGUGCACAUCGGAGCACCACCCAUCCGCAGAAAAGACAGCAAGUACUACGUUCCCUACGAGAUGUACCAAUGGUCGGCUUACCCCGACUACACGGCCGGGGCCGGCUACGUCGUCUCCGGCGACGUGGCCCAUAAAAUCUACCACGCCACGCUGACCCUGAACGCCUCCCUCUACAUAGACGACGUGUUCAUGGGCAUCUGCGCCAACGCCGUCAACGUGUCGCCACAGCAGCACGUUUAUUUUGCGGGAGAGGGCAAGGCACCGUACCACCCGUGUAUCUACAGCCAGAUGAUGACCUCUCACGGCCACGUGAAGGACAUUUAUGAGCUGUGGCGGGAGGCGACGCACCCAAAGGUCCAGCAGAGCACCUCAGGACUGUUCGGGAAGCUGUACUGCACUGUAGUGAGAAUGUAUCUCCUCUGUAAACCCCGGUUUGUCGACACCUAUCCUUGCAAAGCAGCAUUUUUAUAGUACAAAGAGGAGGCGAGAGCCCACUAUAACACCGAUGGGUUCAUUUCUAGAAGUAUUACCUCAGGCCUUUCCCUAGGACCUCUGCCCACACAGUGGUUUACUGCCGCAGAAGAAGCCAGAAAAAAUAGGUUGUGUUAUCGCUGCUGGAGUGAGACCUCCAUCUUGUCUAUGAAUUUUUGUCGUGGUCAUUUUUAAAGUGCAGGCGUUGUGGGAAGACCACAGAAUGUGAAAUUAAAGUUCUGUAAAGAUG
Molecule: messenger RNA, 3088 nt
Organism: Xiphophorus hellerii (green swordtail)
Lineage: Eukaryota; Metazoa; Chordata; Actinopteri; Cyprinodontiformes; Poeciliidae
Gene: b3gnt5b
Product: UDP-GlcNAc:betaGal beta-1,3-N-acetylglucosaminyltransferase 5b
Exons: 3
Coding region: 1675-2838 (387 amino acids)
Biological process (GO): protein O-linked glycosylation
Cellular component (GO): Golgi membrane
Molecular function (GO): N-acetyllactosaminide beta-1,3-N-acetylglucosaminyltransferase activity
Source: RefSeq, a predicted model, not a curated record